Messenger RNA from Sitodiplosis mosellana (orange wheat blossom midge), 5301 nucleotides. RefSeq names its product E3 ubiquitin-protein ligase MYLIP (gene dnr1). Gene Ontology annotation, molecular function: ubiquitin-protein transferase activity. Bases 2026 to 3909 code for a protein of 627 amino acids. The record is from RefSeq and is a predicted model, not a curated record. Gene Ontology annotation, cellular component: cytoskeleton. Lineage: Eukaryota; Metazoa; Arthropoda; Insecta; Diptera; Cecidomyiidae. Gene Ontology annotation, biological process: ubiquitin-dependent protein catabolic process. The transcript has 5 exons.
CAUUUCAUUCUCGCGCUAAACGUAAGUGAGUAUGGACGUAACGAUACAUCGUUCUUGCUUAACGAUAGCAAAUUCAACAGCGACAAAUAUGAAACAAUAUCAGCACGUUUGUGCUGGAUUUCGAUUGAUUUACUGUAAACGAUAGUUUUUGUGAGUUUGCUUGAUGAAGCAAAAUCAAAUUUUUGAAAAAGAAAUAAAAGACGAAAAAAACUUUUGGAGUUUUUUUCCCUAUUCACGUGUUCAUUGUUUUGAUUUGACCGAUCAUUCAGUUCUGUUUUGAUUAUUUGUUACAAAUUCAACCUACCAACUCGUCCGAAAAGUGAUCAAGUCUUGCGAUCAGACAAAGGAUUUUUAUUAUGUUUUUUUCUUCUCUUUCUGCUUUCUGUCUGUAAAAGUGCAAACAAUUUAACCUAAAGCAAACAUUUUGUGCCCAAGUGUUGAUCGUGCGGUGUGGUGACAGAGUGUUGGCGCGCAUUGGCGACCUAUUCAAAGGCAAAACGAAAAUAAAAAACAACCAACAAGUUGACAAUAUUUCGUAUGCUUGCAAAGUGCUCAAGAAUGCAAUAGUGUUCGACAAAGUGAAACAGUGAGACAGAGACGAAGAGCGAGACUGCUCAAGGUGUGAUCGAAAAUAAAUGUCGUUCAAUUGAAGAAACAAAGAAGGACAGAGACGAAGAUAGAGAGAGAGAGAAAAAAAACACUAACCAAACAAUUUAAAUUCAUUGCUGAGUACGAUUGAAACAUUGUAAGAGUGAAUUUUAGUAUGCGAACAGUGUUUAGUUUGGAGUUUAUAGUUUUGGUAGAAUAUCCACUGAAUUUCAAUAAUUGAUGUGCAAAUAUUCUGAUUAUCGCUUCAACAUUCCAUUUUGCGAUUUUCGUCCAAGAAAAGAGAAAAAAAAAAACAAUAAAAACAGCCGUCAGUUGUGCUUUGCAGUUUCUACUCACUUCACACUACGAAUUUUGAGGUAGCAACCAACAGCAGACCAAUCGAGUUAUUAUUAAUUGUUGUUUAAAAACAUGAGCUCACACGUGAACGAGCAAAGUCUAACAUCCAACACCGCUACACCGCACACUGUCUGAUGCACCGCCAAUUUCGUGUGUAUGUAUUGUGCUCCGUGUGUGUGUGUGUGUGUGUGUGUGCCUGUGUUUGAGUGAGCUAGUGUGUGCAUGCGUUUGAAUAUACUCAAAGACAUUUCCUCCUCAACAAGUUAGCGAAACCGUUGAUAGUCUUCACAUUUUGCUGGCAUUAACAUUCGUUCGCCAAGUGCCAUCAUGCUAUGUUAUGUUUGACUUUCGACGCCGCCGCACGCUCAUAUUUACGACGCAGAGAGAGAGAGACUGAGUACGGCAAUCAUCAUUCGAACGGAAGAAACAGUUUUAAAGACAAACAACAACUAAAUUCGAAUUAGCAUCUGGAAUAUAACAAAACGCACGGUUAAGUGCUACGAAAUGAUAACUUCUCGCGCCCAUAUGUUUUAAAGUGGCCAUAGAAAGUAAAUAUUGCGUCGUGCUUCGCGAGGUCGCUCUGAAGAAAAAGACGAGAAACACGAUCGUUUCUUUUAAUCGGAAUAUUCGAAAUUCGAAUGAAAAGAGAAGCAAAGAAGACAAAAAUAUUUAUUCGACAAUCAGAAUUUAAAUGCAAAUUUGAUGGAACAAGAUUGAGUUUCAUGUUCGGUAAAUAGGACCACAACUGGUUUAUCAGUGAAUACAUACUGUGUGCGUUUUUUUACAAUUACACAAAAAAAAAUUGAAUAUUUAUUUAUUUUUUUUUAAAUGUGCUUGAAGUGAAGAAGAAGAAAUAAACGUGGACUGAAGUGAAACGAAAUAGAUUAACAUAAAAAACGCAAAAUUUCAAACCAAAGAAACGUUUUUUUUUCUUUCUUUCUUUCAACAAAUCAAUUUAUGAACAGAAAAAAAAAAUAUUGAGAGACUCGAAUUUCGGUAUAGAUGAAUUUCGAGGCCAACAGUGAAGUGUUAUUAUAUUAAUUGUGAUUGAACCACAUUUGAAUCAUUUUCGGCAGUACAAUGAAGUCAACAAACAAAAUGUUGUGUUUAGUUAAUUUACCCAACGGUACCACAUUUGGCAUUCAAUGCGAUCCAAAGGCCAUUGGACAGAAAUGCCUGGAAGAGGUAUGCAAAAAUUUGGGCUUCACAUGUGAAACAGAGUAUUUUGGAUUGGUUGAGUGUAACAAGGAGACCAGUCCAUUUACGGUGAUUGGCAGUAGUGCAAGUGGUGGAACGAAUAAUAGCGGUACAUGUACGCGCUACUAUGAAUGGAUCAAUCUGAGAAAUCCGUUGGGUCAACAUGGCAACACGGGUCAACCAUAUUCAUUGGCUUUCCGCGUAAAAUUCUGGGUACCGGCUCAUUUGAUUCUGCAAGAAAGUGUACGAAAUAUAUUUUAUAUGCAGGCAAAAAGUGAUCUACUCGAUGGUCGUCUUCAAGCGCCUGACUGGGAUUCUGCAGCACGGUUAGCAGCAUUGUUGGCACAAGGUGAUGAGAUUAAAUUCGACCAGAAUGCGUUAAAUUGCGAUGAUCCAGAUGAACACCGCAAUUCAAUUACAAAUACAAUACACAAUGGUUAUGCGGACAAUGAUUGUAGCAGCAUUGUUUCAACGUCCGAUAUGACUGCAGUGGGUUGUGUUUCGCUUGGCAGUUUGAGCAGCCAAAAAGAUUCAAUGGGCAAAAGUAAAAAGCGGAAAUUGUCCAAACAAAAGCUAUCAUUGGACGAUGACGAUGAAUCGGAUAAUGAUACAGGUGUUGUGCGUGAGUAUUCACCUCUGCACGUCUACGAAGACUAUGUGAUACAUGUUGAAGAUGGCGUCGAUCCAAUGCCAGCCAAUUUUCUGCGUCAGAUUGCCAUUGAGCAUUCAAAACUAGUGAAAACAUCGUCAAAAUCAGCAAAAUAUUGGCUCUUACAAAGUAUAUUCAAACUCAAUGGAUUCGGUGAAGAGACAUUCAGUGGCAUUCGGAUGCCCUCAUCAUCCGGCCAUCAAACAUCAUCAAUAUCACGGAAUCGCAGCACCUCAGAAACCGCUGAUUGGUCAGAUUAUGUGAAAACACGUGCUAGUCCUAGUUGUCACGACAAUACUUCGGCUCAACGAUGUGAUAUUAGUGUUGGACCGCAUGGACUUCUGAUUACCACACCCGAUGAACAAACUAGAAUACCGUUUAGUGCGGCAUCAUCGGCAACACCAUAUAAACGUAAUUUCCGACUAGUCUAUUUGUCGGAAGCCAACGAGCAUGAAGAAAUCGAAUUGAAAUUGGCCCGACCACGGAUGGCAAUUGCACUAUAUCGUUCAAUCACCGAAAAGCAUGCAUUCUACUCGUGUGAAACGGUCGGCAGUGACGUCACGAAGCAAUUUAUUCGUGAUUUUAAGGGCACAAUCGCAUCCAUGUUCAAUGUUUAUACGAAAUUAGGAAAAUUAUAUGUGUUUGAUAUUCAACGAACGUACCGUGAGGUAUACGAUCAUGCUCGUCGUGUGCUGCACGCAAAGGGAAUUGAUGUUGCAUCAACAUCAUUGUUGAAUGCCACAAACAAAACGGCCAUUGAUUCGAUUGAUUCAUUUGCACCGCUUGGCAUGGAAUUCGGCACAAGAGGCGUUACGGAAUGCAGUACCAGCACCAGUGCCAGUGCCGAUGAUGCACUACAUAAAAUGGAAAAAGAGGUAGCUGAACGUAUUUCGGAAGCGAUAACUUGUCGCAUUUGCAUGGAUCAAGAAAUCGAUACCAGUUUUACACCAUGCGGUCAUAUUACUUCGUGUCAUUCGUGUGCCGAAAAAUGUGAAACAUGCCCACUUUGCCGUGCUAAGAUUACCUGUGUUAAUAAAAUCUAUUUACCGAUGGAGCUACGUUCGACCGCACUGAAUAUUUUUAAUGGUUCUCAUGCAACGAGCGAACAUAGCGAUUAAUCACCUGACAACCAAACCAGUAUCAUCAACAACAACACCAAUCAAAUUCUCGUACAUGAGGAGAAGUAAGGACGCUGAAAGAAAAGAAAAAAGCUAAAACGAACACAGACACAUACUGAAAAUUGAUGCUUCCAACCGAAUUCAGAUCCGGCCGAUUCCAGGAAUGGUUCUAUAUCGAUUUAGACGUUCAACGACGUUGCUCGUUAGUCCAUUCAACAAAUUACCUGCACAUUAGAAUAAUUGCUUGUUCAAAUUGACGCGCACAUUUGCACCGGUCAACAAUGUGCUAGAGAAAUUCAUUUAUUCAAUCUCCUCUUUCCAUCUGCCAUUAAAUACAUUGAGUUCUCUUUUUUUUUAAAACCUCAUUGCUUGGUCAGUCACAAGCAAUUUCUCUUCGUCGUCCAUUUUACAUCGGAUCCCGGUGUACAUCAAUUGGCGAAUUCGAUAGUCAAACAGGGGCAAAUUCAACUCAUUAUUCAUCUGUAACAAUAGAAUCUGACUCUAUGUUCACUUUGACUUAAAUUCAUUUGAUCUGUGUGCAUGCGUGUGUGUUUAUGUAAAUAGCUAAAUAUGAAUCAUUUUCAAUGUAUGUGACAUUUAUUCGCAAUGUGAAUUGAAAGAGAUCAAUCGAAUUCUUCAAUAUCGCAAAUGACAUUAGGCUUGGAUAAAAACUCGUAAACACCGCAAUUAAAUGAUGGAAUUCAACAAAUUAGCUUCAAUUGUAGGGAACCUUUGAUCAUUAACAUAGGAAACAAGUAUGAUGAUGGCGUCAAUGAAAAUUGAGCAUAUUGAUUGGGUUAAAAUAACGAUUUAGAUUUAAAUUUAAGCAAGAAAAAAAUAAAUUGCAUCUGCUUUGAUUUUAAUGGAAAAUGGAAAUGAUGAUGACGAUGAAUAGGCAAGGAAUCAGCCAAUAAGGUGUAUAAAUCUAUUUUUAUUUUUUCGAAUUUAUUGGCAUUUUUUGUAUUUUCAUUUUACAAUUGGAAAUUUGUUCCGAAAUUCAUUGACAACAAACAAAUGUUUAUUGUUUUCAUAAUUAUUGUAAAUUAUGUCCGAAUGUCCAAAUAAAUGGCUUUAAAGAGAAGAUAAACUCGAUUGAUGCCCUUGCGUUCGUACAUUUUGAAGGCCUAUGUUACAAUUAGUUAUUUAGUUUCCAUUCGUACACUAUCUCAUUAGACUAAUAAUGCUUAAUUUUAGACAUAUAUAUGUUUUAUAUUGGUUCAAAAUACCAGACAAAAAAAGAAUACCCAAUACAUUAAUGUUACGUUUAGUGGUUAUUUUCGUGAUUGUAUUGACACAAUUUCACGAACAAAAACAAAAUUUAUUUAAAGAAAAUACACUCCUACUACUAAUGUGGACAAAUAAAACUGAACAAUUGAACAAUUGAAAAACAAA